AUGGACGACGACGACGACGACGAUUACGACUACGACCAUCUUCUGCUUCAAUGUGUUUGUUUUCGUAUAUUAUCCAAUAGAAAUUUUGAUAAAAUCAAUUUUUACUUGUCUAAAAAAGGGAAAAUGUCCGGAGAUAAAAAGAAACGUCCGGGAAGAGCGGAAGGAUGGGAAGAAGCAAAGGAUGAAUUUUAUCAGGAAAGUUAUCCCACCACGGAUGCUGAUUUCGAGGGUAUCGAAAGGGAUCCACAAAAGAUAACGACUCUUUUGCCAAGCCAACAAAACCGAGUGACGACUACUGGAAAGAAAAACAAUACGAAAGAUAUUAAAAAUAGGAAUACUAUUAAGCAAAGAACCAUUUCGAGAACCAAUUACUACACUACCUCAAGAAGACAGUCUGUUCUUCAAGAAAACUACAUUGCCAUGAUGCCUGAUCUAUCGGAAAAUUUAUCAAAUGAAAGAACGACGUGGGAGGAAAUAAUGAAAAUCAAAGACUUACCAAUUAGCAUGACUCAAAAAAAAGAACAGAAAGCCAAAUUGCAAAAUGCCACAAAGUUAAGACUGCAAGGUUUCGAACAAUUUAAAUGGCAGAGAAGAAAAAUGUAUAAUCAAAUGCAGUCACAAUGGAAAGAAACAUAUUCAAAAUUUGAAAUGUGGAAAAAAAGUCUGAGAGAAAUCGAGGGAAAUUAUGGAACAGGCGUGGUUUCAUUUUUCAGAUUCAUAAAGUGGUUAAUGUACUUGAACAUAGUUAUUUUUAUAUUAAUGUUUACAUUUGUCGUACUUCCGACAUUACUUUCCGAAAUACUUCAGAACACUCCGAGUAUUGAAAGUGAAAAACCUAUAUUAACAUGUAGGAAUAUUAGUUUAGUAAAUGAAUGCUCCAAUAAUUAUACCAAGGCAAUUAGUUCUAGAGACAUAGGGAUUUUAGAUAUUAUACAAGGAACCGGAGCGAUAGAGAAUACAUAUUUGUUCUAUGGAAAAUACGACUGUUCCAUAUACACAGUUCCGGAAUAUUUGUAUUAUUACAAUCUUUCAUUCGCAUAUGUUUUAGUCACAAUAUUUAUAUUCAUUCUAAGUUUGGCAGCCAUUGUUAAAUCGGCAGCUCAAGCGUUCAGAGGACGUUUGGUCGAAGGAGAGGGUCAGUUCAAUCAAUUUUGCAGUUUGAUUUUUAGCGGUUGGGACUUUUGCAUUUACAAUGAAAAAUCAGCCAAUAUGAAACACAAAGCUUUGUACAAUGAAAUCAAAUACAGAUUGAUGGCGGAAAAGCAAAAAGAAGACAAGAUACUAAGAUCAAAUGAAAAUAAAGUGAAAAUUAUUUUUCUAAGAAUUCUCAUUAAUAUAACGGUGUUGUUAUUGCUAGCGGGAGCUGGAUGGCUCAUAUAUUUUGCUGUGAAAUUUCAAAGCGAUGCUCGUAAGGAGGCUAGAUAUGAUUUAGUACCACAAGGAAUAAUGAACUUAAUAUUGCAAUAUUUGCCUUCUUUAGCCGUAGUAGGAUUGAAUUCUGUAGUGCCGACUAUAUUCGGGUAUUUGGUGAAAUGGGAAAAGUACACGGUCAUUUUUGUAAUACACGUCACAUUGAUGAGAACUAUUUUUCUACGACUUGCGUCUUUGGUUGUCUUGCUGGUGUCAAUUUACGACGUGAUCCCAAGGAAUUCCGACCACGAAACGUGUUAUUUGGGCGAAGGUAAAACAACAUUUUGCUGGGAAACGUAUGCCGGCCAACAAUUUUACAGAUUGAUUUUACUCGAUUUCGUUGCGCAUUUUUUAAUAACUUUUUUUUUAAAUUUUCCAAGAAUGUUGUUGGCGAAACAUUUUAAAAAUAAAAUAACGAAAUUUCUCGGGGAGCAAGAAUUCGAUUUGCCCAAACACGUUUUGGAUGUUGUUUACACGCAAACAAUAUGUUGGCUGGGAACAUAUUUUUCUCCGGUACUCCCCGGACUCGCGGCCAUUUAUUUAUUUUUAAUAUUUUACAUAAAAAAAUUUGCUUGCAUGGUCAAUAGUAGAACGGCGACAAAAGUUUAUCUCGCUUCACGAGCCAAAUUUCUAUUCAUGUCCAUUCUCCUUAUAUCGUUCGUUGUCGCCAUCAUUCCCGUUGCUUUGAGCAUUGCCGAAACUAAACCAUCCCUGGCUUGCGGUCCUUUCCGAGGUGAAGAAAUAGUUUGGGGCGUCGUCAUAACGGCAUUCAACACUUUGCCGAAAGAAUUGAAAAAUAUCGUUUUCUACUUUUCCACUGCUGCUUUUGCCGUGCCGGCUUUUUUCAUAUUAGCUUUGUUCCUUUAUUAUUUUUACGCCCUCUCGGAAGCCAACAAGCACAUGAUAAUUGUACUUAAAAAUCAAUUGGUUCUAGAAGGUCACGACAAACAAUUUUUACUCGAUCGGUUAAGCGCGUAUAUUAAACAACAGGAUCAAAAUAAAAAACACGCGAGAAAUUUGACGACGAACGUGGACGUCAAUAAUAUUAUCGAAAAUCCGAAUGCCAGCGACUAA
Messenger RNA from Pediculus humanus corporis (human body louse), 2484 nucleotides. RefSeq lists its product as uncharacterized. NCBI's taxonomy places the organism in Eukaryota, Metazoa, Arthropoda, Insecta, Psocodea, Pediculidae. Gene Ontology annotation, cellular component: plasma membrane. The record is from RefSeq and is a predicted model, not a curated record. Bases 1 to 2484 code for a protein of 827 amino acids. The transcript is spliced from 3 exons. Gene Ontology annotation, molecular function: mechanosensitive monoatomic ion channel activity.